ACCAAAUAAGCUGAGGAUCGGCCCUGACCAAGGCGACAAAGGGGUCGCCCAGGCCUCAAAAUUUAUACGCUCAUGGACGGUGGGCCACCAGAGAAAAAAAAAAAAAAAAAAAAAAAAAAAAAAAAUUUAGGGCAAAUCAUUUCGGCCUCCCCAAUCGCCACCAUCUCUACUCUCGUUCUCAACUCUGAACUUACUAUCUCUCCGUGUGCAACUGCAAACUACAAAAUCUAGAAGAAUCAGAAGUUCAAAACCCAUAUAUUUCAGUUUAUCUAUCUGUCUGUAAUAAUCAAAAGUUCAAAACCCAUAUAGGCAUAUAAAUUUCAGAUUGUUCAAAAAAUCAAAACCCAUAUCUUUCAGUUUCCAUUGCCCGCUGUUCCAGUUCGGGUUCGCCGUUCGCAAGCUUCAGCCGCUGUCUCUCAACUCUCAAGCUUGCCCCCCAAUCUCUCUGCAACUGCUAACUUCCGUUGUUCACUCUCUUCUCUCUCCAUCUUCUUCUGACUGUGGCUUCGAGAUCUUGUGAUAACUCUUUCAUCUCUCAAUUAAGGUUUUGGCUCUAACAGCUCCUAAAUCAAAGGGUCCUUGCACAAUAUGCCUCCUCAAUCAUCAGUCAUGCACAGAAGGAGAAAAAAGGACACUUGAAGGAGAAAAAGGGUCACUUCUUGCUGCUGUAACCACACUUGAAGGAAGGACACUUGAAGGAGAAAAAGGGACACUUCUUGCUGCUAUAACCACACUUGAAGGAGAAAAAAGGACACUUAAUUGAAGGAGAAAGAGGGACACUUCUUGCUGCUGUAACCACACUUGAAGGAGAAAAAAGUCGACGCUGUCCCGCCGUCCUCGACAUCAUCCUGCCGUCAUCAACAUCGUUCUGUAGUCAACGUAGUCCUGCUGUCCUCGACAUCGUUCUGCAGUCGACGUCAUCCUGCCGUCAUCGACAUCGUUCUGCAAUUGAUGUUGUCCUGCCGUCCUCUACGUCAUCCUACCGUCAUCAACAUCAUUCUGCAGUCAUCGACAUCCUGCCAUCAUCGACAUCGAUAUCAACAACAAAGAGAGACUUAUAGAUCUGAAGUUACUGCUGAAUCACUCGCCUCUCCCUACAGUGAUUCUAUUCCUGUGAAUGUACUCUCUUGUGUACUCUAUUGCCUUACCUCUCUCUAUCUUGUGGAUCAAUGUCUUGGAGUUCUAGUUAGAACUCUCCACAUCUCUUUAAUUUUUCUCUGAAUAUACGUACAUAUUAUGUGUUUGCAAAAUAGUUCUACCUUAGGAUCCACAAUCUUUCUCUAAAUAUACUGACACAUUAUCUAAAAGCUUCCCGUGACAAUUUUUAUUUAUUUUUUGUUUUUGUUUUCCAAUUGCAUGUUUAGAAUAUACUUUGAUUAAUCUUUGUUUUUGUUUCUAUUUUUUUGUUUCUUAUUCUUGGUUUUUUUGUGGUUUUUUUUUUUAAGAAAGAUAAACUUUGGUCCACAUUACAGGUUCGGCAGAUUUACGAGUUUCAGGUCAUCAUAUUUUAAAGAAUUUAUGCAUUUUAUAUGGUUUUUGUAGACGUUUGAAGGACAUAGUUUGUAGAAGUUCUGUGUUUUUUUGCCAAACCUGUUCUGCACCAGUCUCUCUCUCAACUCGUUGGUUUAUACUCAUAGAUCUAUGUUUUUUGGGACGGCAUAGACUAACGUUUUGGUUCUAACGACUACCAAUCAAAGGGUCAUCCAACAAUAUGCCUCCUCAGUCCUCAGGGAGGUGGCUGAUUGCAAGAAAGAGAUCUGAGGCCAAUGCACAUGCAAAUGAAUUGACAAGGGACUUGAAAGCUGCAGAAGUUCGUGAAAAAAGUGCUGAAACUAAGGCUGCAUCGGCCAAGGCGAAUGCUGAAUUAAGGGAGAAAGAGAGAGAGAAGGCGAGGAUGGAGUUAUCUAAAUCGUCAGAAAUUCAAAAGAAUUUGGUAGCUGAAUUGUCUGCGUGGAAGCUAGUGACAAAGGACAUACCUGAUAUUUUCUGUCCUGAUGAUAUACCUAUGAAGUUCACUGCCUUAAACAGGGAGGUGGCUGAUUGCAAGGACGAGAUCCGUAAGGCCAAUGCAUGUGCAGAUCAAUUGAAAAUGGACUUGAAAGCUGUAGAAUUUAGCAAAAAUAGUGAUGAAACUAAGGCUGCAUCGACCCAGGCAAAUGCUAAGCUGUGUAAAGGCCAAUGUGGUUAUUGUUGUUAUAUGUAUUUGUGGAAGCUUUUUAUUUUUUUUUAUUUUUAAAUAUAGAUGUUCAAAAAUGUAUCGAGACCAAAUCAAUUCCAAACUUUGAUGUGUCACACUCCUUUAAUAUGAUCUUAUCUAUGUUGAUUGGUAGAAAAAAGAAACUUUCAUUAUUAUUUCUUGUUGGCAUUUGCUCUUCCAAAUGAUCAAGCCCAUUAUUAUUUAUUUUUUGUUAUAAUGCAUAAUGGUGGGAAUGACAUCAAAAGUGUUUAUGCAGGAAAUUGAAUAAUUUUUAAGUAUCAUGUGCAAUGAUUUUCCCCAAAAUUAGCAUACAUGUGGGUUAAAAGAUGACCGGUGGAUGAUAGGAAGAGCAUCCAAGUGCUUAGUAGGCCAUUAUGCCAUUGAACAUGGUGGUUCUACCUCUGUGGGUAGCGAAUGGGCGUUCUCUGUACGCCCCAACAUUAAAAGAAAGAAAAAAUGAAUAUACAUAUUGUAAAAUUCGAUUAUUUCAAUAAUUUGAAUCAAUGUUGUAUUUUUGUAUGGUGCAUGAGUUUUUUGUUAUGUAUUUCAUGUAUUGAAUGAUUUUAUACCCUUGCCUGCAGUUUCUAUCUUUGUCCAUUCAAUGUUGCCCGUUAUUUAA
This is a messenger RNA of Cornus florida, 2816 nucleotides long. Its product is annotated as mitotic spindle checkpoint protein MAD1-like. The transcript has 8 exons. The record is from RefSeq and is a predicted model, not a curated record. The coding region runs from base 1712 to 2236 and encodes 174 amino acids. Lineage: Eukaryota; Viridiplantae; Streptophyta; Magnoliopsida; Cornales; Cornaceae.